CAGGUUAUUGCGUGUGUGAACGCGCAGCGCUGUGUGUGACAAGCUGCGGCUCGUGCUCCAGAAUCAAACUUCUCACUCGGACCGAGCGCGAGACCUUCAGGACGACCACUGGCGCCGCAGCAUCGGGACGUUCUCAUUGGCUGAAAUAACUGCCAGAGGUGGAGUCAGAGUGAGGGCUGUGUCGUGGGCGGGACGUCCUCCGAGCGAGGGGACGAGAUGCUGCCGACUUCCUGCUGCGCCCCCUUCACCUUGCUCUGCUGCCUCCUGAUGAUCCUGACAUCUCCCCCAGCCGCUCGUGGAGGCGCCCAAUCCGAGCCGUGCGCUGGGCGGGACUGUUCCACCUGCAGCUGCUUCCCAGCCAAAGGAGCAAGGGGUACUCCAGGUGGUCUGGGGGAACAGGGUCGUCCGGGGCCCCCAGGAUUCCCGGGUCCUCAGGGGCCUCCUGGAGAAAAGGGCCAGAGAGGAGAUGAGGGGCCGACAGGGGCUGCAGGCCUGAAAGGAGACGUGGGAAGUGUCGGUGUUCUUGGAUUUCCGGGUUUAGAGGGAGUCCCGGGUCACCCAGGCUCUGCUGGAGGUCCAGGUUUUCCGGGUCUGGAUGGAUGUAAUGGCACCAGAGGGCAGAGAGGCGAUCCUGGACUUCCAGGAGAACAAGGACCUGAUGGAGAACUGGGUUUUCCAGGACUGAAGGGAUUUCGAGGAGAUCCAACAGUUUACUUCAUCCAGUACCCUGGAGUACCUGGAGAGACUGGGACCACUGGACUUCCUGGACUUCAGGGUGAGCCGGGACUCCCUGGACCAAUCGGAGGUCUGGGUCCAGCAGGACUGGACGGGACCAACGGUCUCCCGGGACUGCCUGGAUCCAGGGGUCCACCUGGUGAAAAAGGUCGAAGUCUAACCGGACUGAAAGGAGACGAGGGGGAGCAGGGGCUCCAGGGGCCUCCAGGGCCGUUCGAGUACGUCGACCCUCCGGAAGACCUGUACAUCAAAGGAGAACAGGGUCCUAGGGGGUAUAAAGGAUUCUGUGGACCCGAUGGACUUCCGGGUCGGGACGCACCUCCAGGAAUCAAAGGAGAGAAGGGGAUUCUGGGAUUCCCUGGGUUAAGGGGAUUUUCUGGCAGCCCUGGUCUGGUUGGAGAAAAAGGAUUCAAGGGGAUCAUAGGAAGUCCAGGUCUCCCAGGUCUGAUUGGACGAGAAGGUCUUAAGGGCAUGAUGGGAGAUCCAGGACCUAAAGGGCUCCCUCAGGAGGCCGACAUCACUCACACAGGUGUGGAUGGGGACCCCGGGCCCUCUGGACCGAGGGGCCCUCCAGGAGACAUGGGGCUGAUGGGAAUGCAUGGACCCCCAGGAGCCCCUGGCAGAUUAAUACCUGGAACGACAGGUGCUGUGGGUCAGAGCGGAGUUCCAGGAUCCAAGGGAGACAGAGGAGAUCCUGGUCAAGUUUUUACCGAUGGACCCAUACCCGGAGAACCUGGAAAACCAGGACGGCCUGGACUCAAAGGACCGAGGGGAGAGCCAGGGAAUCCAGGUCGUUACUGUCUUCCAGGGGCUACAGGAGAAUCUGGAGAGCCGGGUCAACAGGGACCUCCAGGGUGUCAGGGCUUUCCAGGCCUCAAAGGCACUGAUGGGGACUGUUCCUGUGGCCCUCCUGUUAUACUGAGGGGCCCUCCUGGCUCUGUGGGUGACAUGGGGUAUGCUGGGUUCCCAGGAGUCCAGGGAGUCCCAGGGCAGAGAGGAGAGCAAGGUGAAGCUGGAGACGUUGGAGAGAGUGGACAACAGGGUCUGGGUGGAUUUCCAGGUGUCAAAGGGUUCAAAGGGCAGAAGGGAGAUUUCAUUGUGGUUGAUAUUAUUGGGGAAAAGGGAAACAGGGGCCAGCUGGGCCCUGAAGGAAGGCAAGGAUUCUCAGGGAGAAGAGGACUUGAUGGACUCCCCGGGGCCCCAGGACACCCCGGCCCCCAGGGUGAAAGUUUCUCUAACUCUCCUGGAGAAAGAGGCUUCCCAGGAUUUCUAGGGCCAAAGGGAUUAUCAGGACCCUCAGGUUCCCCUGGAGUAGGUGUAGUCGGUGCUAUAGGACAGCGGGGGGGCCUCGGGGACCCUGGACCUCCAGGAAUCCAGGGUCCACCAGGGCCAAAGGGGGCUACUGGGGAGACGCUACCCUGUGUACCCAGAAACCCUGGACCCCCUGGAGAGAAGGGAGACACUGGAAACUCAGGUUAUCCAGGAUUUCCGGGACCUACAGGCUUUCGUGGCAUCACGGGACCAGAUGGAAUUAAAGGAGACAAAGGACAAUCUGCACUUCCUGGACUACCUGGACGACAAGGACCUCCAGGAUUUGUUGGAGAUACCGGAGAAGAAGGACCUGAGGGGUUCAGUUAUGGUGGAGAUCCGGGCUCUCCAGGGUUCCAGGGCUUUCCUGGACUCAGGGGCCAAGCAGGGGAUGCUGAGGUUGGGCCUUCAGGACCAAGAGGCUUCCCAGGACCACUAGGCUCUCAGGGACCUAAGGGAGUCCCUGGCCCCCCAGGCAAUGACGGACUACAAGGAGCCCUGGGUAUGGCUGGGGUCCCUGGAGCAAAGGGCCAGAAAGGCCAGGAUGGCGCCCCAGGGAUAACCGGUCCCCCAGGCCCCAAAGCUAACUUCUGCGAGAUCGGAAAACCUGGUCCCCGGGGCCCCUUUGGCCCUCAUGGACCCAUUGGACCACCAGGUUUUCAGGGGGAGAAGGGGGAGAUUGGGGAGGUGGGUCCUCCAGCUUUUGGCCCUCAAGGUCCUGUUGGUAAUCCGGGCUCUCCAGGUUUCCCAGGGUUCCCAGGGCUGCAAGGCCCCACUGGCCCCAUUGGAGACUCUGGACUGCCAGGACCCAACGGCCAGAAAGGUCUGCUUGGCCUCAAAGGAAGGCACGGAGGGCAAGGGGCUCCAGGACAGACCGGGGCCCCUGGAGCUCCAGGGACGACUGGGGAAAGGGGGUUCAAUGGACGAGACGGCGCUCAAGGAUGUGAAGGGACAAAAGGAGAGAAAGGCUGUAUAGGGUCCCCAGGGUCUCCAGGGGAAACCAAGUACAUCCUCAUUAAAGGAGAGCGAGGAAAACCAGGAACCUCUGGCAUCAGUGGCUUCCCAGGACCACGAGGUAGUAAAGGUGUCCAAGGACCUACGGGUAAUCCAGGGUAUCCAGGAAUCAAUGGACCCCCAGGUAUCAUAGGACCCCCAGGAACACCAGGUCGCAACAGUACGCCAGGAUUACCAGGACCACCUGGACGUCAAGGACCUCCCGGACUCAUCGGCUUCCCAGGAGAGACAGGAGAUCCAGGUGACGUGGGAUGUCCGGGGAAAUCUGGAGAAACCGGUCACGAAGGAUGUACCGGACAGAAAGGUGACAAAGGAGACUCUGUUGGUUGUCCUGGUACACCAGGAGAGAGGGGACUUCCUGGAGACUUCGGGCCGUCUGGACCUCCUGGAGCUCGUGGAGAGCCUGGAGGACCCGGUUUCAUCGGGGAUCCAGGUUUGAAAGGUUGUAAAGGAGAUCUCGGCCACCGUGGAGACCCGGGUCAAUCAGGUGUGAUCGGUCCCUAUGGUCCCAGAGGUCAUCCAGGUGGUCCAGGUCUUCUGGGCAAUGCAGGUAGUGAUGGGCCCCCAGGACCACAGGGCUGCCCAGGACUUCAAGGGGCUCCUGGACCGCUGGGACUUCAUGGACUGGAUGGACUUAAAGGAGUGAAGGGGGACAUGGGGACCAGAGGUCUGGCUCUGCCAGGUCCUCCAGGUCUCAAAGGUCUUCCAGGGGAUAAGGGUCCUCAAGGUCUUCCAGGUCUGUCUGGUCCAUCCCAACCAGGACUACCAGGAACCAGAGGCCCCCCAGGACCCGAAGGACCACGAGGCAGUUAUGGAUCUCCAGGUAAACCUGGACCAAGCUGUAAAGAUUCAGUCCCAGGCCCUCGUGGAGAUUCUGGUUGUCCCGGACCAGAUGGAGAGGCAGGUUGUCCUGGGGACAUGGGGGAUCCUGGUCCAAAUCCUCCCCUAGCUGGGGAUGAGGGAGACAAUGGAGACACAGGGUACAGGGGACUAGUGGGACUAAAGGGAUAUCAAGGAGCCAAAGGAUUGCCAGGGAACGCUGGAGACUGUGGAGUGAAAGGUGUGAAAGGGUCACAAGGUCUGAUGGGACUUCCUGGUAAUCGGGGCCAAAGAGGUUGUCCUGCUUCUGGAGCACCUCCUGGACCUAAGGGUCUUGAUGGAUUGGUGGGUCCAAAAGGAGAAAAGGGAGGAGUCUCCCCCUUCUUCUACCACGCCCCUGCCCAACCGGGGCCCCCAGGUCCCCCUGGCCCCCCUGGUACACCUGGAGAGAUUGGCCUCGUUGGAGAAAUCGGCCUGAGAGGUUUCAAAGGUAUGACGGGGGAUCCCGGCACUGAGGGACCAAUUGGCUUUGUGGGGCCCCAAGGUCCAGAUGGAACCCGAGGAGAGGCCGGCCUGCAGGGGGAGAACGGAGAUGUUGGAGCCAAAGGUGAUUCUGGUCCAAUCGGUGCCCGCGGUCUUCGUGGACCAUCCAGAAACUUGAACUCAGGUUUCCUGUUGGUGAGGCACAGCCAAUCAGAUCAAAUUCCCAGCUGUCCAUUAAACAUGAGGGUCCUCUGGAGCGGAUACAGUCUGCUGUACCUGGAGGGUCAGGAGAAGGCUCACACUCAGGACCUGGGUCAGGCGGGGUCGUGUAUGCAAGUCUUUUCCACGAUGCCGUUCUCCACCUGUAACAUGGGAGCCUGCUCGUACGCAAGUCGCAAUGACAAAUCCUAUUGGCUGUCCACGAGGGCGGCCCUGCCCAGCAUCCCAGUGAGCGGGCCCUCCAUCGAGGAGCACAUCAGCCGCUGUGUGGUGUGUGAGGCCCCCUCCUCACCUGUCGCCCUGCACAGCCAGACCUCUGAGCAGCCAGACUGCCCCCCCCAGUGGACCAGUCUGUGGACAGGGUACUCGUUUCUCAUGCAUACAGGUGCUGGUGACGAAGGUGGCGGUCAGUCACUGACGUCAUCAGGGAGCUGUCUGUUGGACUUCAGGGCCCAGCCCUUCGUGGAGUGUCAGGGGCCCCGAGGAACCUGCCACUACUUUGCCAACAUCUACAGUUUCUGGUUGACCGUAGUGGACACGAGCAGCGUCACCUCCAACAGCUUCUCCACCACGCUGACCGACAGCUGGCAGCAGAGGAGCAACAUCGGGAAGUGCAACGUCUGCAUGAGGGAUUGAGGAGGAGGAACACCACCUCCUCCUGCUUGAGGGAGUGAGGGGCGAUGUUGGUUCACUGAGGAGCAGGAGGUGAAGCAUCCUUUCAACUCCCCCCUGCAGGAGGCAGCGAGGAACUUCUCAGCCGAGCAGAAGCACAAAAUGAGACUCGCUUGUUAGGUGUCUAUGAGGAGAGACGAUGCUGCCAAUCAACUCCUCGACCAAUCAGGUCCAGAUCUUCAGGAGGGACUGGUCUUCACUAAUGUGAUGUCAGGGUUCGUUACAGGUUAUCACAUCCUGUAGCAGCUGAUCAGUUGAUCGAUCUCUCGUCAUCCAAUUACGAUGACGAACUAGGGAAGUUUAGGACUAGCCUCUAGCCCCACCUGCUGGCCAACCAGGACCUGCCCCUGAAUAUGCUCUCUGAUUGGUCAGGCGAGAGGCAGUGACUGCGUGUCAUUGGUCGGUCAGUGUUGUGUUAAUAUUUAGAGAGAGAAUCGUGUGAGAAGAUGUGAAAAAUAUUCAACAUUAAAUCUUGAAACAAUGAGCAACGCUGACAUCACAGAACAGAACCACAACCAGAACUAAGAUCAUGAUUCAGAACUAUAACCAGAACUAGGAGCUGAAAAUAUAACUCCAUAUAUAUAAUAUCCUCCAUGUUCAUCUGUAUAGAUCUUCACUCUGUGGUUUUUAUUUGUGUUUUAAAUAAAGUCCACUUGAAUAUCAGUGUUCCAUUUAGGAAGAAUUAAUGUUUCAAUAUUUUUAAAGUUAUAACAAAAAACUCAAAAAUGUUUUUUAAUCCUCGUCUCUGUCCCAAUCAUUUGUAAAUAUGUUUGAACUCAGCCGUUUUUUAUUUUGACUGUAAAUGUCCUCAGAGUUAUUUAUUUAGCCUGAAAUUAAUGUUGGUGCUAUUCGAUGCUUUAUUUGCUUGUUUUUAUUUUAUUUUUGAAAACAAAAAACACAGUGAGGCCCGACCUCUCCCCAUCCCCGACAAAAUAAAACGUAAAAAAAAAAAAAUUCAACACAUAUCCCUCCGACUGAAGUUAGAAUUUUAUUUCCGUUUCUGUUUGUGUGUUUUUUGUUUAUUGUAACAGUGAAAACUGUCAUGUCAUAAACAGCUGGUUUCUUCCAUCGAACUUUAAUAAAAGAGGGUUUUUAUAUUUUUUUCAAUGUUUAAAGAUAAAGUUUUAAUCAAACUACGUUUCCCUUGAUGCUUUUGCAGGAGACCUGUGUUUUUUAGUUAUGUUAAAAUGUCGAGUUCACUUCAGCCAUAAAUCCUUUUUAAUCUCAAAUGGGCGGGGCUUGUUUAUUACUCGAGGAAGGUCUGGAUGUGGUGGGGCUGAGGGGGCGGGGUCUCUGUGUGUGUUUGUAUUGUAUUUAAAUAUGUGAUCUUUUUAAUCUGUAGGAGGAAACUUCUCACUAACACUUGUGAAACAUUUUACUCUGUGAGCGGACGACUUCAAUAAAGUGCAUCAAACUUUCA
Messenger RNA from Pleuronectes platessa (European plaice), 6670 nucleotides. RefSeq names its product collagen, type IV, alpha 4 (gene col4a4). Gene Ontology annotation, molecular function: extracellular matrix structural constituent. NCBI's taxonomy places the organism in Eukaryota, Metazoa, Chordata, Actinopteri, Pleuronectiformes, Pleuronectidae. Bases 217 to 5214 code for a protein of 1665 amino acids. The transcript is spliced from 47 exons. The record is from RefSeq and is a predicted model, not a curated record. Gene Ontology annotation, cellular component: basement membrane; collagen trimer.